GAAGCGAUGGAGUCAGGCGAGCAACUCCCACGUUCAGACCCACGCGGCGGCCGCGGCGGCUGGCGCGCCGCGCUGUUCAUCAUCGUCGUCAGCUUGUUCGAGCGCAUCGGGUUCAGCGGCGUGGAGGGCAACCUGAUCACGUACCUGUCCGGCCCGCUGGGCAUGUCCACCGCGGCCGCGGCUGCCGGCGCGAACGCGUGGUCUGGGACCGUGCUCGUGCUGCCGCUCGUGGGCGCGCUCGCCGCCGACUCGCGCCUCGGCCGGUACCGGGCUGUCCUGCUCGCCGGCGUGCUCUACCUGCUGAGCUUGGGAAUGCUGACGGUCUCAUCCAUGCUGCAAACAUCGCAACCACAUCCCCGGAGCUGCCAUGGCACAGCCACCGCGUGCUCGUCGGCGCCCUCGACGCCAUCACCUGCCCGGCUCACCUUUUUCUACGCCGCGCUCUACCUGCUGGCGGUGGCGCAGGGCUUCCACAAGCCGUGCUCUGAAGCCAUGGGCGCCGACCAGUUUGACCCCACCGCACGUGCGUCCCGGAGCUCCUACUUCAACUGGUUCCACUUCUCCAUAUCGUGGGGCUACGCCAUCGCGGCCACCGCGGUAACCUACGUCCAGGAGAACGUCGGCUGGACUGUCGGCUUCGCCGCAUGCUGGGCCAUCAUGGUGGUGUACCUCGUCGUCUUCUUGCUCGGCACGGGGACGUACCGUGCAGAGAAACCCGUCGACGGAAGUUCAUUUGCACAGCUCUUCGAGAAGUUCACCUUCUCUCGGAAGGUCGUUGGCACUGACACCGACACACAACGGCUUCUGAUGGGAGAACCGGAGGAAGGUAAAGGGUUCCUGGUAAAGCUGCUACCGAUCUGGCUGUCGAGCCUCGUCUUUGCAACAGCCAUCGCGCAGAUUACCACCUUGUUUACCAAGCAGGGCAGCACGAUGUACCGGAGCAUCGGGGGCCUCGUCGUGCCACCUGCGGCGUUGCAAAGCUUCAUCAGCAUCACCUACAUUACCCUGGUCCCCGUCUACGACCGCGCUCUCGUGCCUCUCGUGAGGCGCCUCACCGGCCACCCCUCGGGCAUCACGACGCUCCAGCGCGUCGGUGCCGGCAUGGCCAUGUCCUGCGUCACCAUGGCCAUCGCUGCGCUCGUGGAGGCCAAGCGCCUCCGCGUGGCUGCGGAUGCCGGCCUCCUCGACCGCCCCGACGUAACAGUGCCGAUGAGCCUAUGGUGGCUGGUGCCGCAGUACGUCCUGAUCGGCCUCGCGGAGGUGUUCACCUACAUCGGGCUGGAGGAGUUCUUCUACGACCAGGUGCCCGACGCGUUCCGCAGCGUGGGGCUGGCGUUGUCCCUCAGCAUCUUCGGCGUUGGGAACUACGCAAGCAGCGCGCUCGUGGCAGCGAUCAAUUGGGCAACGACGAGGGGCGGGGGAGAGAGCUGGUUCUCAAACAACCUCAACCAUGCGCACCUCGAUUACUUUUACUGGCUCCUCUCCGGUCUCGGCGUUCUAGAGGUGGUCGUGUUCUUGUAUUUUGCAAAGAGAUAUGUGUACAGAAACAAAUGCCAGCAAUGAUUCGCUCACCAUCAGUUUCGCAAGCACGAUUUGGCAAUUUUCUA
Messenger RNA from Lolium rigidum, 1607 nucleotides. Its product is annotated as protein NRT1/ PTR FAMILY 5.10-like. The transcript has 4 exons. NCBI's taxonomy places the organism in Eukaryota, Viridiplantae, Streptophyta, Magnoliopsida, Poales, Poaceae. Gene Ontology annotation, molecular function: transmembrane transporter activity. Gene Ontology annotation, cellular component: membrane. Bases 7 to 1563 code for a protein of 518 amino acids. Gene Ontology annotation, biological process: transmembrane transport. The record is from RefSeq and is a predicted model, not a curated record.